Molecule: messenger RNA, 141 nt
Organism: Funneliformis caledonium
Lineage: Eukaryota; Fungi; Glomeromycota; Glomeromycetes; Glomerales; Glomeraceae
Source: the annotation of a GenBank genome assembly
AUGCCAAAAACCUGCGAGCUUACACCUUUUGAGCAUAGAGAAAUUUACAAUAAAGAAAACUUCAUUGAUACUGCAUCUAGGAAUGAUAAACCUCCAGCUUUAUCAGAACAAGAUAAACGUCAACUAGGAAGAAUAGUCUAG